AUGAAAAACCUCAUUCUUUCAGCAAGAGAAAAAGCUAAUGAAGGAUCUUUUGAUGAAGCUCUAAAAAUAUGGGAUGUAGGACACUAUAUGGGGUUCUUUCACACGGAUUCGAAGGCUGCUGCAGUUAAACAAGGUGGUUUGCUUAAUCAUCGAAAACAACACUUUAUUUGGAACAUGGUUAGUAAGUAUAAUCUUUGUUUUAUUGGUUUGUUCGAAUCAAAAAAGGAGUCUAUAGACAUUUUUCUUGUUCGAAAGCUUUGGCCAAACUUAGGCUUUGAUUUUUCUUGGGUUCCUUCGGUUGGCUCUUCGGGUGGUCUUUUUAUUAUUUGGAAUACUGUUCUGCUUCAGAAUAUUGAGAUGGUUUCUGGUACUCGUUGGAUUUGUUUGGAUUUUAUGUUUGAUUCUUUGUCUAUUCGGCACAUCCUUAUCUAUGUGAGUAAUCUUGCCUCUGAAAGAUUAUCUCUUUGGAAUGACUUACUACCUCUCUUGAUCUACCCUGGGUUGGUUUUUAUUAGCGGAGACUUUAAUGAAGUCUUAGCUCCUACCGAACGUUUUAAUUGUUUGCAUUAUUCCCCGUCUAUGCUAGCCUUGCGAGAUAUUCUAAAUGAUUCUGAAUUAGUUGAUCUACCUCUUCACGGCCGCUCCUUUACUUGGCAAAAUUCUUUGUCCAAAUCAAGAAUUGAUAGAUGCUUCUCUUCUUUGUCGGCUAAAAAUAUUUGGAGAUCAAGUUCUUUAACUUCUUUGCCUCGAGGACUGUCUGAUCAUGUCCCCCUUUUGUUUCAAUCAAAUGAUAAAUUUGAUUGA
This is a messenger RNA of Mercurialis annua (annual mercury), 804 nucleotides long. RefSeq lists its product as uncharacterized. The transcript is spliced from 2 exons. The record is from RefSeq and is a predicted model, not a curated record. Bases 1 to 804 code for a protein of 267 amino acids. Lineage: Eukaryota; Viridiplantae; Streptophyta; Magnoliopsida; Malpighiales; Euphorbiaceae.